Molecule: messenger RNA, 651 nt
Organism: Solanum verrucosum
Lineage: Eukaryota; Viridiplantae; Streptophyta; Magnoliopsida; Solanales; Solanaceae
Product: ADP-ribosylation factor-like
Exons: 7
Coding region: 109-651 (180 amino acids)
Biological process (GO): intracellular protein transport; vesicle-mediated transport
Cellular component (GO): cytoplasm
Molecular function (GO): GTPase activity; GTP binding
Source: RefSeq, a predicted model, not a curated record
CUCAGCUUAAUUUCUCUUUUUCCGUGCCACAGCAGAGGAAAGCGCGGUGAACGACAGCUCCAUUUCGAGAUCUACCUAUUUGAAUUCUCCGAUCGCCGUUACACAGAGAUGGGGCUGUGUUUCACCAAACUUAUUAGUUGCCUCUUUGCUAAGAAAGAAAUGCGUAUUCUUAUGAUUGGUCUCGAUGAUGCUGGUAAAACCACAAUUCUCUACAAGCUCAAGUUGGGGGAAAUUGUUACCGCUAUACGUACUAGUGGCUUCAACGUGGAAACAGUUGAAUACAAGAACAUCAUCUUUACUGUGUGGGAUGUUGGGGGUCAGGACAGGAUUCGACCUCUAUGGAGGCAUUAUUUCCAGAACACACAAGGCCUCAUCUUUGUGGUUGACAGCAAUGACAGAGACCGUGUUGUUGAGGCAAGGGAUGAGCUUCAUGGGCUGUUAUAUGAGGAUGAACUAAGAGAGGCUGUGCUGCUUGUUUUUGCAAACAAACAAGAUCUUCCAAACGCAAUGAAUGCGGCUGAAAUCACCGAUAAGCUUGGACUUCAUUCUCUUCAUUCUCUUCAACAGCGGCACUGGCAUAUCCAGAGUACAUGUGCCACUUCUGGAGAAGGGUUAUACGAGGGACUUGAUUGGCUAUCGAACAAGGCUUAG